UGACUUUCCCCGGGAAGCAGAUUUGGCGCGCGGUGUGUGCUGUUGUUGUGUUGACCUGCCAGUCAGUGAGCAAAACGUCAAAGUUAUUAAAGAUUUAUUAAAGUUAUGGCUCCGGUUUCUAACCCAGAGAAAGAUAUGGAUGCUCCUGAUGCUCCCGAUGCUGAAGCUGGAGGGCUGGCCAUGUCUCGCUCCAGACGAGAGAAGAAGGAGAAGACGGGCAGGAAAUCUGCUCUGGAGCAACUGAAGAAAGCCAAGAGAGGCGAGAAGAUCAAAUAUGAGGUGGAAAAGUUUUCCAGUGUGUACGAAGAGAUGGACGAGCAGCAGUACUCUGAGAUGGUACGAGGACGACAAGAGGACGACUGGAUUAUUGAUGACGAUGGGACGGGAUACGUGGAGGACGGGAGAGAAAUCUUCGACGAUGAUUUGGACGAUGAUAUAGUAGAAAACAACAAAGGAAAGGCCGGUUCCAAAGGAGCAGCCUCAAAGAAAAAUAUGAAGAAAUCUGUCGUUGCCAAGUCCAACACCAUCAAGAGCCUCUUCAUGAACAGCAAUGUGAAGAGACCGGCUGAGAAAGAGGUGGAUCUGUCCAAAGAUGAUCUAUUGGGAGACAUCUUACAGGACCUGCACUCUGAGAAACCGUCUCUUCUCACUCCUCCUCCAGGGAUCACUCUGAAGAAGAAGAAGUCCCUGGGAUCCUCCAUGAACCCCUUUUCCAUCAAGCAAAAGGAGUCACCGUCAGCUAGCAGGCAGAAGGCGAAGGUUAUCAUCAGACCGCCGCCCUCUAACCCGACCCCCAGACCUUCAUCCCGCCUCCCCUCCUCUUCAUCAGCUCCUCCGGUGAAGAAGCAGGGGGCGGAAGUGGAGAAGAUGGAGGAAGAGCAAGUGGACGACGCUCUGGGGUUCGAUGAGGUGGACUUUGACGAGCCCAUGGAGGUCGGACUUGAGGACGAGAAGCCUGCGAUUAAAGAUGAUCCUGAGACUCCGUCUGAAGCAGCAGAAGUGAAGGUGGAGCCUCAGGAUCCUGUCUUAGUGUCCAGCAGGGCGGGCAGCUCGUGGGGUCAGGAGGAGGAAGGAGGGGUCAGCGAGGCUCAAGUGGAGGUGCAGGUCGACUCCAGCAAACUCCCGUUGGUGGAGGGAGCGGACGGGGAGCAGGUUUUCCGCUUCUAUUGGUUGGACGCCUUCGACGACGCCUACAACCAACCAGGUGUGGUGUACCUGUUUGGAAAAGUGUGGAUUGAGUCUGCUGAGUCUCACGUCAGCUGCUGCGUCUCCGUCAAGAACAUCGAGAGGACCAUGUACCUCCUGCCGAGGGAAUAUGGCUCUCGCUGUGAGGACGGAUCUCGUCUCGGUGGUCAAAGACCUGUCGCGCGCCCCCGUCACCGUCAUGUCCAUCAGCCUGAAGACCAUCCAGAACCCAAAGACUCACCACAACGAGAUCGUGUCUCUGGCGGCUCUCGUCCACUAUGAGUUCCAGAUGGAUAAAGCUCCUCCUCAACCUCCGUACCAGACACACUUCUGUGUAAAACCGGUUGACUGUAUCUUCCCCUACGACUUCAAAGAUGCCGUGACGAAAAAGAACGGUAGAGUGGAGAUCGCUGCUACAGAGCGGACUCUGCUCGGCUUCUUCCUGGCCAAGAUGCACAAAAUCGACCCCGAUGUUCUGGUGGGUCACGACAUCUUUGGCUUCGACCUGGAAGUGAUUCUGCAGAGGAUCAACGUCUGCAAGGUGCCCCACUGGUCUAAGAUCGGACGCCUCAGGAGAUCAAAUAUGCCCAAACUAGGGGGUCGCGGUUCCUUUGCAGAGAAGAGCGCCACCUGUGGGCGUCUGGUGUGUGACGUGGAGAUCUCAGCGAAGGAGCUGAUUCGCUGUAAGAGUUACCACCUGACUGAACUGGCUGCUCAGGUGCUGAAGACGGAGAGAGCCACCAUCCCUCAGGAAGACAUCAAGAACCUCUACAGUGACUCUCCUCACCUGCUCUACCUGCUGGAGUUGACCUGGAUGGACGCUAAGCUGAUCCUUCAGAUGAUGUGUGAGCUCAACGUGCUGCCGCUCGCCCUGCAGAUCACCAACAUCGCCGGAAACGUCAUGUCUCGUACUCUGAUGGGCGGUCGCGCCGAGAGAAACGAGUUCCUGCUGCUUCACGCCUUCCACGACAAAAACUACAUCGUCCCCGACAAACUGUCCUUCAAGAAGACUCAGAUGGAAAUGGGGGAGGGAGAAGAAGGGGAUGGUGGGAAAGGGAAGAGGAAGAAGAAGGCAGCGUAUGCCGGAGGUCUGGUGCUGGAUCCUAAAGUUGGUUUCUACGACAAGUUUGUUCUGCUGCUGGACUUCAACAGUCUGUACCCCUCCAUCAUCCAGGAGUUCAACAUCUGCUUCACCACCGUGCAGAGGGAGGCGUACAACGCAAAGAAGAAGAACAACGAGGAGGACGGGUCGGAUGACAUUCCCGAAGUUCCCGAUCAGAGCCUGGAGAUGGGAAUCCUGCCCAAAGAAAUCAGGAAGCUGGUGGAGCGACGAAAACAAGUCAAACAGCUGAUGAAGCAACAGGACCUCAACUCUGACCUCUACCUGCAGUAUGAUAUCCGUCAGAAGGCUCUGAAGCUAACGGCUAACAGCAUGUACGGCUGCCUGGGCUUCAGCUUCAGCCGCUUCUACGCCAAACCCCUCGCUGCCCUCGUCACACACAAGGGGAGAGAGAUUCUGAUGCACACCAAAGACCUGGUUCAGAAGAUGAAUCUUGAGGUCAUCUACGGAGAUACUGACUCCAUCAUGAUCAACACGAACAGCAAGUCUCUGGAGGAAGUCUACAAACUGGGAAAUAAGGUGAAAGCCGAGGUAAACAAGCUCUACAAACUUCUGGAGAUCGACAUUGACGGCGUGUUUAAGUCUCUUUUGCUGCUGAAGAAGAAGAAAUACGCCGCCCUGGUGGUGGAGAACCACGGCGAGGGACGAUACAGCGUGAAACAGGAACUCAAAGGACUGGAUAUCGUCCGCAGAGACUGGUGUGACCUCGCCAAGGAGUGUGGAAACUACGUGAUUGGUCAAAUCCUGUCGGACCAGAGUCGUGACGUGAUUGUGGAAAACAUCCAGAAACACUUGGUGGAGCUGGGAGAGAAAGUAGCAGCUGGAAGUGUUCCACUCAACCAGUACGAGAUCAACAAGGCUCUGACUAAAGACCCUCAGGACUACCCGGAUAAGAAGAGCCUCCCUCACGUGCACGUCGCUCUGUGGAUCAACUCUCAGGGGGGUCACCGGGUCAAAGCUGGAGAUACCGUCUCCUACAUCAUCUGCAAGGACGGCUCCACGCUGGCGGCCAGUCAGAGGGCGUACGCUCUGGAGCAGCUUCAGAAGCAGGAGGGUCUCAGUCUGGACGUGCAGUACUACCUCGCCCAGCAGGUUCACCCCGUGGUGUCCCGCAUCUGUGACCCCAUCGAGGGCAUCGACGGCGUGCUCAUCGCCACCUGGCUCGGUCUGGACCCAGGUCAGUUUCGCGCGCACCAGCAGUUCCAGAGGGAGGAGGAAACAGGCGGCAUGCUGGGAGCUCCGGCGCAGCUGACGGACGAGGAGCGAUACAAAGACUGCGAGAGUUUCACCUUCACCUGUCCUCAGUGCAGCACAGACAACAUCUACACCUGCGUCUUCGAAGGGGCGGGGGUGAAGUGUGAGCCCAGUUUGCUGCGCUGCUGUCACCUACCCUGUGGGGAACGUCCCAUCGACCAGGCCGUCAACAUCUGCAACAAACUGCUGCUCGACAUCCGGCGCCACAUCAAGAAAUACUACUCCGGAUGGCUGCUGUGUGAAGAUCAGGCCUGCAUGAACAGAACCAGACGUCUGCCCAUCGCCUUCUCCAGACACGGACCCAUCUGCCCCGCCUGCACCAGGGCCACGCUCAGACCAGAGUACUCGGAGAAGGCGCUGUACAACCAGCUGUGCUUCUACAGGUUCAUCUUCGACUGGGAUCAUGCAGUGGCUAAAGUGCUGCAGUGUGACGAGAGAACUCGUGUAAAGCAGUGGAGCAGAGAGAAGGAGGUGUACCGGAGGCUGAAGGAAGUGCCGGACAACGCCUUGGCCACCAGCGGAUACUCGGAGAUCAACCUGGCCAAACUCUUCCAGGCCUUCUCCUCCCUCAAGUAACACACACACACACCUGCAGAGACGACACCUGCCGAGGAGCGCCGACGUCACACUCACAGCGGGACAUUCACACACUCAACUCAUACAUUUGGUGAAGAAAGGUCUAUUCCAGAUCCUCAAAGUCCAAGAUCGUGUCUUUAAAAGUAUGUAUAUUCAUUUAAGGAAAGGAAAGCAGGAAAUAGAUAACAUCUGAGAGGCUGAAAAUGAACUUUUAUGCCCUUUUUGCAUGAAAAACGACUUAGGAUUGUUCGGUUAUCCAAAUAUUUUGGUGUUGCUGAUCCUCAUCGAUUUGUCUACUGAAGUUGCAGAUCACAAUAUUUUGCUUAUCGAUUCAUCUGUAGAUUAUCUUCUAGAUAUUAACUGUCAGAAACAUGUACAAAUAUUCAUCUGAGUUUCAAGAUGAUGUCCUUUUAAAGUCCUAAUGUUCACUUUAAGGAUAUGAAUCCAGUAAUUCUCGAUAUCUACUCGUCGAUUGGUCUUCUGCUCAACUGUUUUAUUCCUGUUUUUGGUUUCCGAAUAUAUUGGUGAUUUUAGGCUUUGACCUCUUGACCCUCAUAUCAUCUUCUCUGAACUAAAUGGGCUUAUUAUUAGACUUAAAAACCCAAUCACACCUCCUCCACACGGACACUCGUGACUUUACCCCAUCUCCCUGACGCUGUAUGAUAAAGGGGAGUAGCAAUCAUACCUAAAUGACAUCUAUUGUGUGUGUGUGUGUGUGCGCCUGUGUGUGCCUGUGUGUGUGUGUGUGUGUAAAAUGACUUCUUCUCAGAGCAGCCAGUAUCCUCCAGAAGACGCUAAUUAGCCAAUGAUAGUGACCCCGGCCUGUAAAAACCGCUGGAGGCCUGCAGCGAUCGGACACUUGUUCUGAUUACCACCAUUCAUCCCGUGUGUGUGAGAGUGUGUGUGUCAGUGUGUGCGAGUGUGUGUGUGAGAUCAGAGGAUGCAGGGGUGAUGGAGGCCACACACACUCCCUGGCUCUUUUGUCUCCGUAUCGAACAGCUGAUCUUCUCCUCCUCCGCUGCCUGAAGCCAUUUCAUCCCUCUCACUUCUCCUCUUUUGUGCAAAUUGUGUUUUAAUGCCUGUAAUUUUCGAUGUAUCCCACUUGCAUUGCUCAGGUGGAUGUAUGUAAUGAUUUUUUUGUGAUGUCCACGAUUUUUGAUAUUGAAACGUUAAUAAAAAAAGCUGAAUGGA
Messenger RNA from Trematomus bernacchii (emerald rockcod), 5326 nucleotides. It is a transcript of the gene pola1, whose product is annotated as polymerase (DNA directed), alpha 1. Gene Ontology annotation, cellular component: alpha DNA polymerase:primase complex. The record is from RefSeq and is a predicted model, not a curated record. NCBI's taxonomy places the organism in Eukaryota, Metazoa, Chordata, Actinopteri, Perciformes, Nototheniidae. Gene Ontology annotation, molecular function: DNA replication origin binding; purine nucleotide binding; pyrimidine nucleotide binding. Gene Ontology annotation, biological process: DNA replication; mitotic DNA replication initiation; leading strand elongation.